This is a messenger RNA of Malaclemys terrapin pileata, 3574 nucleotides long. RefSeq lists its product as uncharacterized. NCBI's taxonomy places the organism in Eukaryota, Metazoa, Chordata, Testudines, Emydidae. The record is from RefSeq and is a predicted model, not a curated record. The transcript is spliced from 2 exons. The coding region runs from base 1585 to 3015 and encodes 476 amino acids.
AAAAGUUUGCUAGGGCCUAAACUUUAGUUGUCUCGGGCCUGAACUUUGGUUCAGACCUGAACAUUAGUGAAGUCUAUUGUAGGUGAAAGGUUUUUAGAGGCAGAAUAGAGGAAAAGUAUAAAAGCAGAACUAUCUAUAAUUAUAAGACCUGUGAUUCAUAGUGCUGCAUUGACAGUUUUGGAGAAGUCUGGAAAUCGCAGUAGGACAGACUGUGAAAAACAGGAAAGCUUAGAAACCGCAAUAAGGCAGACUGUGAAAAACAGGAAAGCUUGCUAAGCUAUAUUCCUUUUAUGGAGAAUGUAUUCCAAAUAUAGCAAUAAUGCUGAUAAGACAGUAUGUAUCAUGUAAUUGUGGGUUUAUGCUAUAUAAGCUGUGCAAGAUUCUGUAAUCGGGGGGAUUGCUAGUUUGCUGGUACCCCCCAUGCAUGCAUGAAAAUAAAAAGGCCUCAGGCGAUUCUGAUUCAAACACAACGCGUGGUCAUUUUUCCACAACAAUCUUGGUGCCAGUGACUCGGAUCCACAGACUAUCCACCGGACCAGGAGACCGCGGACCAUUCCCCUCCGAACCCAGCCGGCACUUGAUAGGUUUUUUCUCACAGGUAAAGCAGUGCUAACCAAAGACCCUAGCAGCCCUGCCAUUCAUUGAAACCAGAAGACUGAGUCUACGUAAAGUCCAUCAACGAAAGACUGCUUUGGCUCCAUGCUGGAAAGGCCCUUUCCAAGUCCUGUUAACCACCAACACCGCUGUGAAGUGCCAAGGACUGCCUGCCUGGACCCAUGCUUCUCACUGUAAAAAGACCCCUCCACCUCGGGAGGGCUCUCCAACUGAUAAGCCUAUUUCUCUUUCUAGCUCUGCUGUGCUUUCUGAACAGCAGGGAAAAAGGACAAGGUGAAGUGCUAGUAACGUCUCCCUUGUCCACUGACAGACCUACUGUGCCUUUGGAUUUUUCUGGAAGAAGCAAAACCAUUACAGGGUGAUGUGCUAGUAACCUCUCCCCUCUAUGAUGCUGAACCAUGACUGUUUCAGGAAAAGAGAAGAAGGAACACUCGCUCCAUUGAAAUCACCAAAGUCCAGGGAUUCCUGACUACAAAAGAUAUUAAGAACUGACCCUAGUAAAGAAGCAAAGAAUUACACACUGGCAGAAAAAAACUUGUGGGACCCAUGCUUGGGAAUGUGGUAUUGAUUGGAUUUUGGGGUUUAUUCUACAGGCUGUGCCCUGUGUUUUGGAUAAGUCCUUCAGCAUGUAUUGCCCUCCCUAAUUGAAUUUUAAAUGACAAGUACCAAAGGCACCUUGUUGCCACUGCCCCUGCCAUCUCCUCCAUUACACUAUUACCCCUGUAACACAUCCAAAUACAGAUAGUGCCAUAGAUUUGAUAAAACCAAUGGCCAAGGCCUUCACACUUUAGUGAUUUAUUUAAAUAUUGUUUAGAAAAAGAAAUUAUUUUUAAGGUUCAGGAUAUCCCAUAUAAGUGAACAAUUGAAUGGAAAACAAGUGGAUCAGUGGAGAUAAAAGUAUAUGAUAUCUCUACCAGUGAACCCCAAGAAUUUGUAAUUGCAAUUGAUGGGUUCUAUAGCAAAGUAGACAUGAUGGCCAUCCCCGGGGUUUGUAACACCUCAACAGGGAAAGGUCCCUUUUGUUAUUUAGUCAUCCAAUUAAAAGGGGGUCAAAUAUAUACCCAAAGGCUCUGUUCAACCUCAAGAAAUUUUAAUUGUAUUCACACAAUUCCUGUGACCAUUGAUGUAACCUGUACCCUAUUGCAGUAUGCCCCACCCUAUGUUUUUAGAGUUAACGAUUUCCAAAAAUAUGUGAAGGUGUUCAGUCAGCAAAUGUGGUAUAAGACUAACCCUAAAAGGGAUAUAUAUGGAAAUCGAUGGACCAUAAUCAAUGCCACCCUGGGAAUCAUAAGAUUUAUGUUAUCUUUGUCUAGUUUCCAAAUUACUUUUAAAUAUUAUAACUAUUCAAGGGGAGCUGCUCUCCGAAUAGCUCAACUACGGGCAUGGGCUUUCCCCAAACGAAAAAGAGAUUUAACUGGACAUCUGUGGGAUGGAGCUAAUGGUGUAGCUACAAUUUGGAAUAUCUAUAAAAACCAACAGCAUGCAGAAAAAUUGGGCCAAUUAGAAAAGGCUUCAGGACUUAUUACAGGGGCACAACUAACCCAGGUGCAAGCCGGGGUAGGUGAAUUACAUGUCAUUUCCGCCCUUGGUUCCUUAACCCAGAGACUUCUGGCAGAGAUGGUAUGGAACAUCACUGGUGCUGGGGAGGCAUUGCAGUGGGACACAGCAUGUCUAGAGAUCCAGGAUUUUCUGAAUGAGCAAUUAGCAACCAUUCGAAGUGAUCUCGAACACCAGGCCUGGCCCACUGCCCUCACAGACACCUCAGGAGUACCAUCUGAUCUGUGGCCAUGGAGACAUACCUGGAGGUUUUCAGGGUGGAGAUGUGUACAGUCCCAAUGCUCCUUCCAGGCAUAUGGACCAGUUAAAGAGAUAUGGGCACCUACUUACCGAAUCCUGCCUGGUCCAUGGGGAGGAUGCAUCUGGGACUGGGUGAUUCACCGAGAUAUAUGGGAAAUAAAACCACCUGGUUUACCUAGCCGAUUUAUAGUCGGUGCCCCUGAAAUAACACCCAAUAUUUGGAUUAGAUUAGGAAACCAAUGGACACUCUGGCCAUUGGAACCCUCACAGACCCAAUGUAUAUGUAAACUCAAACCAGGGAAAGUUGUCACUGUCCAUAACAAUGUUUGUUGGGAAGGUAAGGGACUGGGAAACCUCCUGACAGAAGUCAUGAUCUUCCAGGUUAAUAACAGCUGUGUAUUUGUUAAGGCCCAUAUUGUACACAACACCCAUUUUAACCUCACUAUGACUGCAGGCAGCCAUGUUAUUUAUUGGCCUUUGGAUAAAAAUUUGCAAUCUACUCUCUGGUUCGAGAUGCCCUUUAACUGGACAACCCUGGUACCAGACUGUUUCCAAAAUCUGCUUUCAUUGAUACCCAAGGUCCAGAAAAUUUCUGAUUUAUAGGGACAAAUUCAUAUCCUCGAAAAUGUGUAUCAAACAAAAAAAGGUGCCUUUCAGACCACCUAUCGAUUGUCUUCUUUGUGUACUAGUCAAGACAUGUUGUGUGCAGUAACCAAAAUUGUAUACGAGACACACCAUGUUGUUGUUAUAAGCGGAUUGAUUAUUGUAUUAGGAUUGUUUGGUUUAGGAUUAUGUUUUUGUUAUUGUUGUUGCAAAAGAUAUUGCUGUGCCUGUAAUUUUUCUGCUAAGCCUAUUGCGAGAGAGCAGGUAGCCUUAAUGAUUGUUAAUGAGGUUUAUGAUAAAAGUUGGGAUGAGAUAAGAGAAAAGGAAAAGACAGAAAUUAGAGGGCUCAUGAAUGUGGAAGUUUAGGCCAAGGGUGGCGCUGGAAGCGCCAAAGGGGGGAAUUGUGGAGGAAAAAGUUUGCUAGGGCCUAAACUUUAGUUGUCUCGGGCCUGAACUUUGGUUCAGACCUGAACAUUAGUGAAGUCUAUUGUAGGUGAAAGGUUUUUAGAGGCAGAAUAGAGGAAAAGUAUAAAAGCAGAACUAUCUAUAAUUAUAAGAC